AUGAAGCCCGAUGACGAGUUUUUCAAGAGGAAAGCUUUAAAUGGUAAGGUUAGAGUUUCUGGGGCAAGUGCCGCCGCGGAAGCCGGAAAACCUUUUCCACCCGCCACUCCGCGCCGUUCCGCAUCGAUAUUCCCCCCCACGACGCAAGCUGCGUCGUCCCCGACCGUCCCCGUGCUUCAGCGAGCUAGUCUCCGCCAAUCCCCGCCUUGGCGUGCGGGGGGGAGUUCCAUCUGCGCGCCCGUAAGCCGUUCCGCGCCCAUCGACCGUAGCGCGUCUGUCGACUGCUGUGCUCCCAUCGACCGUCGCGCGUUCAUCGACCAUUGCGCGCCUGUCUCCCGUUGCGUGUCCGCCGACAAUUGCGUACCCAUUGACCGUUGCGCGCCCAUCGCGGCGAUAGAUCAGCGGAUACACCCGCUGGAGGCGCAGCUGCGUCACCAGAAUCCGUCGCACGCGGGAUUUACGGCGGAAAUAGCGCGAGACGAGCCGGAGCCUCGAGUCGAUGUGCGAAUCAUGCGCGGGGGCGGCACGGCGGUGGUGGUGCGGUUCGGUUCCGAGUCGGGCACGAUCAGCUCGCGAGACAUAAGCGAUUGGACCGUGGAGCACGAUAAUCCUGCACCCUUGCCCUACAUCCCUGGUGCACGAACGUUUUCUAACCCGUCGUGCUCGCAGGGGGAAGCCGCCGCUGCCGCCGUCGACACCCGCUAUGCCGCCGGCGCGGCUGCCCGCGGUGCCGGGUUUUCUGAGUUCCGCGAAUGCGAUUGCGGGCAGGAAGCGUGUCGGGGGAACGCCGGGGGAAGAAACGUCCGGGGGAUGAUGAGAUCUCCGCCUGCGCCUGCGCGGAGUGAGAGCGGAAGCAACUUCGGUGACUGCGACUCCCCCACCUCCGCCACAGAAAAGGCGGCGCUGGCGCGCAAGGGGAGCAGCGGAAAGCAGAAACGAGUGGGCGGAAAGGCUGCUAGGGUUGGUUGGGUGGACAAGGAGGGAACGCGGAAGUGGCGGAAGCAGGGGGCUGACGUGGCGUCCGAUGGUGGUGGUGCUGAUGGCGAGAAAAAUCAUCAAGUUCAGUUUGCUGGGGCUCUGGGUUAUCUUGGGCAGCAGGGGGCGGAUAGCUUGGUAACCAGUCAUGGGUUACCGUUACCCCCCCUGACGGCGGAUCAAGAAAGGGAUGCUGUGUGUGGUGCUGAUGGUCGGUGUAACGGGGAGAGUGUGAGUGAUAGUGCAGAGGAAGAUGAUGACUCCUGCGAUGAUGCUAUGUCUGCAUACUCCGCAUGCUGUGAGGUGCAGAGAGAGGAGUAUAAGGAGCUGAUAACUACUGAUGUGGCUUCAAAUGCUCUUGCUGGUGGUGGUGGUUGCGUGUGCUGUAGGGAAUCGCCUGAAGAGCUUAGUGAGGAAGCUAUUAGAGCGUUGCGCCCAGAUGCUCUGCUGGACUACAUGUCCUCCAGAUGCCUAGCCUUUGUUUAG
This is a messenger RNA of Closterium sp. Yama58-4, 1461 nucleotides long. Lineage: Eukaryota; Viridiplantae; Streptophyta; Zygnematophyceae; Desmidiales; Closteriaceae. The record is from the annotation of a GenBank genome assembly.